Messenger RNA from Peniophora sp. CBMAI 1063, 318 nucleotides. The record is from the annotation of a GenBank genome assembly. NCBI's taxonomy places the organism in Eukaryota, Fungi, Basidiomycota, Agaricomycetes, Russulales, Peniophoraceae.
AUGUCGAACGUCGAGGAUAGUACUCCCGCCGCGCCUGACACUCGGCCCAUUCCCCAGCGCAAGGAUACCGCGCAGGAGCUCGAGAAACGUCUUGGGCAGCGUCCGGAGAGGAAGGAUCUGCAGGACCGCAACAUUCUCAAGGAUGAUAGUGUGGCGCCGAGCUUGCAGGCUGCGAAGGAGCGAUUGCAGCGUUCUCAGCUCGAGGAUAAGCUCGAUCAGGCGUUGCAGCAGCGUCCCAAGCCCGAAGAGCUUAUCAAGAGCGGUGUCCUCCAGCCGGACGAAGCCCCCACCACGCUCGAGCCCACCGCUUCUGCGUGA